Molecule: messenger RNA, 36225 nt
Organism: Fusarium pseudograminearum CS3096
Lineage: Eukaryota; Fungi; Ascomycota; Sordariomycetes; Hypocreales; Nectriaceae
Gene: NPS5
Product: NPS5
Exons: 10
Coding region: 1-36225 (12074 amino acids)
Molecular function (GO): catalytic activity; phosphopantetheine binding
Source: RefSeq, a predicted model, not a curated record
AUGCCGCCACAAGAUAAUCCUACCGGCAGCAUGACACAGACGCUCACUAUCAGCGUCGACCGUGGCCUCUCUCACGGGGCAUUCCAAACCUAUGGCUCAGAAAGUACGCCUGUGCCGCAUCUCGAUUUGCACAAGCAGCUUGAGUUGGAGUUGAGCGGAGAACUAGAACUGACUGACCCUGAUGUGUCGUCUGUUCCUGCCAAGCUCCUCAUCGCUUGGGCAAUGGUAGCCAAGUCGUUUGCCGGUACCGACACUGUCGUCGUUAUUGGCCCCAAAGCGGCCUCUAUUGUCCUCGAUGGAUCAUCAUUGGUCGUUGAUCAGAUCAACUCCAUAUGUUCCCAUCUGGAUGGUUCUGCGAUUACUCCCGUUGUUGACCAGCCCCAUCCUAAUCUUCAUCCACUUGCUCUGCGCUAUGCAUACAGCGAGGGCGAUGAGAUCGCUACCAUGCCUACCAAUGCCCCUCUUUCCAUCACCUUCUCCAAUCGCCAAGGCCGUUGGUCGGCUGACUUGAGUGCUGAUUCGAGGGCCAUCGACCAAGGCCUGUUGCCACUCUUGUCCAGCACCUUUACAAGGGCUUUCCAUCAACUGCGCUCUGUAUCAUCCCAACUUACCCAGCGAGACAUUUCGCUUAGUGACAAACAAGACUUGGGAAUGUUACAGAUGCUCGCUGGCCGUCCUCCGCCGCCAGUGUCCUCGCUUGUGCAUGACAUGAUUGCCCAGCGUGCUCGCAAGCAGCCUGAUGCUGAGGCUAGUAUUUCCUGGGACACCACCAUGACUUAUGCGGAUCUGGAUGAGCUUUCAGACCUUGUGGCGUCACACCUGGUUCCAAUUGGUCUCCAGGUCGGUUCGACUGUAGUUACUUGCCUCGAAAAGUCUGGGUGGGUGCCGGCUAUCUACCUCGCUAUUCUCAAGGCAGGUGGUGCCUUUGCCCCGGUGAGUCCUGGUCUAUCUGCGGAUCAGCUCACUUCUGCAAUGGGCAGGCUAUCUCCGAGCAUUGUUAUCACAUCCACUUCAAACCUCAGCAAGUUUGUAGGACUGGCUGAGCAUGUUCUGGACAUCUCUGAGAUUCUUAAAACCCCCGAUAACAACAACGCCCAACUCCUGUCCAGCAUAACGGUCGCUGUACAGGACCCGGCUUGUGUUCUCUUCACGUCCAAGGGCGAGGGGGAGGAGACUCUACUUGUCUUGGAUCACGUUGCUGUUUGUACUUCCAUCGUCACCAACAGCAACGUUCACGACUUCUCGCCUGCCACUAGAACACUGCAGUUUGCUCCAUACGAUUCCCGAACCAGUGUCGCAGAUGUGCUCUUCACCCUAGCAGCGGGCGGUUGUGUCUGCACCGCGUCGGAACAGGAGCAAACUGGUAGGAUCGCUGACGCAUGCACGAGAAUGAAGCCCUCAUUGGUCUGUCUCACGCCCUCUUUAGCCGCUGUUCUCAACCAAGAUGACCUACCGGGUAUAGAUACCAUCGUCUUGGCCGGAGAGCACCUGAACAAGGAUAGCGUUGGGAAAUGGGCCGCGGUAACUAAUCUCAUCAAUGCGUACGCUCCCACUGCCGCUCUUGGCUACGCAUGCUGUACAGCACCUCUUAUCACCAUAUCAUCCCCGCGCAACAUCGGAUGGCCCCGCGGCUGUGCCGCCUGGGUCAUGGAUCCUCAAGACCCUACCCGUCUCGCACCACCAGGUGCUGUUGGCCAACUACUAGUUGAGAGUCCAUUUCUUGGGCAGAGCUACGAGAGUGGUGAUGGAGUCUCAGCUUCUGCAUUAAUUCCUCGCCCAGAAUGUCUGAGCCGCCCAGCCUUCUCACUACAGCCCGCAGGUGAUGAGCGAUGUUUCUUGACUGAGCACCUUGUCCAAUUCGACAUUGGGGAUGGAACAUUGCAAGUUGUUGGACACAAGAACUCCAAGGGCCAGUUGUUGCAAUUUGACUCUCAUCAUGCCUCAUCAUCAGUUUCCUCAGUGGGCGAAACCCCUGGUGUCACAGGGCCAAUCUCAACUCCUAUGGUUGACAGCGCCUCUGAAACCAGCUUAGACACCACUGCCAUCGAUGUUGACUUACCGACAUCUGAUACGCGUACCGCGUUGCUGGGAUUGUCGCCUGAGAAGCUGUCUCGUCUGGAAGCUCUUCUACAACCCCUGGGUCAAGUGCAACAGUGCUAUCCAUGCUGCUCGGUCCAAGAGGGCAUCCUUGUCAGCCAGGUGAAGUCCCCGGGAACCUACAACAUCUUGGUUGUCUGGGAACUUGUCAACGCUGCUACUGUUUCUCUGGCUAGACUCCGAACUGCCUGGGAGAGAGUCGUGAAGCGCCAUGCUCCACUACGCUCGACGUUUGUGGAGAGUCUGCGCGAUGGCAGCGUCUUUGACCAAGUCGUCCUGGCCUCACCAUCAGUCGAUGUGGUAGAGUUGCCAUGGAUAGAGGACUUGACAGAAGACGAUGAUAUGCUGAAACUAACAUCCGUUACUUGGGACAUGGGUCGACCGCAUCAUCGCCUGGGCCUGUCGAAAGCGGCCGAUGGUAGAUUGCGCUGCCAGCUCCUCAUCAGUCACGCAGUUAUCGACGGCUUGUCUGUUCAAGCUCUUGGACAUGAUCUUGAGAGGUCACUCAAUGACCUCCUACCAGACAGUGGGUCCAUGGAUCUUCAAAGCCGAUAUUUCCAGCAGCUGCAGCAGAUACCUGGCGAGGGUGGUCGUGAGUUCUGGAGAAACUAUCUCGACGGACUCUCUGGAUGCCUACUACCAAAGCUGACCGACUGGACCGACCAGAGCCCAGCCCGAGUGUACACCAAGCGUCGCUUACUUCCCAACAUCAAGCAGCUGAGGCAGUUCUGCCAGGAACAAGGAACCACCCUGUUCUCUUUAACUCAGACAGCGUGGGCCUUGGUCCUCCGGGCUUAUACUCUAUCUGACGACGUCUGUUUCGCGUACAUGGCCACUGAUAGGCACCUUCUUGGUGAUGACGCCGACCGAGCGGUUGGGUUCUUUAUCAACCUGAUGCUCUGCCGUGUAGGGCUCGAUGGCUCGACACCUAUCGCAGAUGUACUCAACAAGCUGCGACAAGACUUUGUUGAAGGCUUUCCGUAUCAGCAUCACCCACUUGCGGAGAUUGCUCAUGAGCAAGGCGUCCCUGCUAGCCAGCUUUUCAACACGACCAUUACGUUCAUGUCAGACGAUGAGACCGUAGAGCCUCACUGCGAUGGAGUUCAGCUUCACCGAGUUGCUGACCAGGACGUUGCCGAGUAUGACGUCGUCCUCCGAGUAUUUGACAGUUAUCAAGACAGUGUUGCUGUCGAGUUCUCGUACUGGAGCUCAUCACUUUCCAGCGCCCAGGCAGAAAAUGUCUUUGGCGCGUUCCUUGCCGCCAUCACCUCAAUUCCACAAUCGACCACCGUCGAUGACGUCCAACUCAUGGAUGAGAGGAUGAAGCAGCAGAUUCAGCAAUGGAACUCGCAGCUACCCAUGCACGUCGAUACUUGCACCCACGAGCUCAUUCUUGACGCGGCACAAGACUAUCCCGAUGCACCUGCCAUCGAGAGCCACGAUGGCAGCUUGUCCUACGGCGAAUUCGAUGUCAUGACGGGAAAGAUUGCCGCUCACCUCAAGAGCCUGGAUGUCGGCCAUGGGGUCCCAGUCGUGUUCCGAAUGGAAAAGUCGCUUUGGGCUAUUGUCGCCAUGGUCGGCAUCAUGAGAGCCGGGUGUCACUUUGUACCUCUUGAUCCUGCCUGGCCGGUCGAGCGUACCCAAUUCAUCAUCGACAAUGUGGGAGCUAGCAUCUUGCUGACCACAGAGAGUACUCCAGCACUACCAGUUGAACACAUCAAUCACACCGUGGUACUCUCUCCCGAGCUUCUCGAGAAGCUACCGACAGAGACUUCCUUACUACCCCAUGUCAAGCCCAGCGAUCCUGCGUACAUUUUAUAUACAUCGGGUAGUACAGGUCAACCCAAGGGUGUGGUGGUAGAACAUCAGACGCUCAGUUCCAGCUCAACAGCUCACGGGAAGGCCAUGCUUAUGGACAGGCAGACUCGUGCUUUCCAGUUCUCCUCAUUCACAUUCGACGUAUCUCUGGGCGAGAUUAUGACAACCUUGGUCUAUGGCGGUUGCGUCUGUAUCCCAUCCUCUGAAGAUCGACUCAGCAACAUCAGCGGCUCCAUCUCCAAGCUACGCGCCAACCAACUCUUCAUGACCACCACGACGCUAGGCACUUUUAGUCCUGAGGACUGUCCCACCGUCAAGACUGUCGUCUGUGGAGGAGAAUUGUUGUCGCAGGCUAUCAAGGAUGUUUGGGCUCCUCACGUGAAUCUUCUUCACGGAUAUGGACCGACGGAAGCAUGCAUCUACGCUGUUUCUGGCAGAGCAAACGGCCCAACUCUUCCACCCUCCGUCAUCGGCCACGCAAUGGACGGCAAUCGAGUUUGGGUCUGUCGUCCAGACGACCCGAGUAUCCUGAGUCCUAUUGGAGCAUUGGGCGAACUUCUCAUCGAGGGCCCUAUCGUUGCGCAUCGAAUCCCCGAUUCGUGGGGUACACCGUCUCCCUAUCGCCUGUACCGCACCGGUGACCUUGUUCGCUGGAACAUGGACGGAAGUCUGACGUUCUUCGGUCGUCGUGAUGGACAGUUGAAGGUGCGUGGCCAACGAUGCGAGGCAGGCGAUAUUGAGAACCAUCUCACCACUAUCGAGCCCGAUAUCGCCCACUGUGCUGCUCUUGUACCAAAACAAGGUGCUUGUGCCUCUAUGCUGGUGGCUGUUCUAUCGUUCAAGACGACUCAUCCAGUCUUGAGCACGACCACGGGUGAAGUGCAGCUCCUUGACACCCAACAAGUUUCCGGCAUCAUAGCCAAGCUUCAAGAGAGCCUUGCCCAGCAGGUCCCUGGCUACAUGGUGCCUCAGGUCUGGCUUCCAGUAGUAUCUUUACCUUCAACAACAGCCUGCAAGACUGAUCGUCGCCGUGUUUCUCGAUGGGUUGACCAGCUCGACAAAGCUACUUUGGACAACGUGCUCAAUCUUGCAACCACGCACUCUGCCACGCCUUUGGCAGACAGGAGUCCAGUGCACAAGAUCCUCGCAACGGCAUGGAGCGAGGUUCUUGGUACUCCUGUUGAUUACAUUCCUGAUGAUCGAUCCUUCUUCAGCCUUGGUGGUGAUUCUAUCCUGGCUAUCCUGGUCGUGAACAAGUGCCGCGCUCAAGGUAUUGAGCUCUCUGUCAGCGAUAUUCUUCGAGGCCGCACCAUCAACGACAUGGCCAACAACAUAGCCAUCUCGGAUCAGCAUUCCACAUCCGACGCUUCCACGCAGGGCCAUGUCACCGCUGCCCAUAGCCUUGCCCUUGGAAGUGGCUAUGACUUGGAAUCGCCUGUACUUAGCCAAUCUCGUACAGUACAGCUUCAACUCGCCAGCUCCAUCGAUCAACACACCCUCGAAGAUGCUGUCAAACAAUUGAUCCAUCUUCACCCGGCCCUUCGAACCACAUAUGUGAAGGAAGACGAUGCUUGGUUCGCACGAGAGAGUACAGAUGUGAGCAAGGUGCUCUUGUUUGUCUCCCAUGACGGCACCAAAGCAGAGUCUUCAGCUUUGCUUGAUGCCACUGAGGGGCCCAUACUAGCCGUUGAUUACUUCCCAGGCGACAACAGAGUCGCGGUAUCCGCCCUUCACAUCACGCUCGACUUGGCAUCUUGGAACCUCGUGCUCAGAGACCUUGACUGUAUCCUAUCGGGAUCUCCUGUCAUUCCCCACGCCCGUCCAGCGAUGGACACCCGUGCCUCACCCAGUCAUACCGAUGAACCCUCGGCAGUCGCCAAUCUGGACUACUGGGAGCUUGACCCUGAGGAAACCUACCUACCUCACGAGUCGAAGUAUGAGCUGCGAAUUGACGCAGACGCUUCUCAACUUCUCCUCGAGUCUUGCUCUCGCUCCAUGCUGACGGUAGUGGACGUUGUGGUUGCGGCAGCCGCGGAAUCAUUCUCACGAAGCUUCACGGAUCGUACCGUGCCCGUGAUUCACGCUGCAGAUACUCCACAUACCCAUGUUGGCUAUGGCGAUUCGGUGUAUCCAGUCCAACUCACCAAUGACUUGGUAUCAUCUGGCACUGCUGUAGUAGCAGCGACGGCAAAGAACGCUCGUCUCGCUUCCUCUAAGGACAUCUCUUCUUAUAUGGCUGAGUCUUAUACGCCCAAGGUUCUCGCCGCUCGCUUGCCUGAGAUUCUUGUCAGAUGCCUCGACAAUGCCAGAUUUCAGGGCAACCUGUUGCAGCAGCAAGGAGACGAUCUCGAUACCGCCACCCUUAUUCCCUCCUGUAUCAGCAUCACAGUCAGCCCCAAUGACGACAAGUCUCUCGGUGUUGUAGUGGCGCACAGUUGGGACCUUGGUCAGCAGAAGAAGGUUCGCAAGUGGGUUCGGGUACUCCAGACAGCUCUUUUGGACACGAUUCGAGAGGUUGCCAGGGCCAACUUUGUGUCUCCUGCCGAUUUCCCUCUUGUCAAGGUCUCCGAUGACAAGGCAUGGGAACAACUGCGAAGUACCAUUAACGAAGCCUUGGGUACUUCCGGCCCGACUGUGGAGGAUGUGUACCCUUGCUCUCCUGUACAGCAGGGAAUGCUCAUCAGUCAAGCCAAGUCCACUUCGUCCUACACAGUAGACGUUGUAUGGAAGAUAAGUACCCCAUCUGGCUCCUCCGCAGUCUCCGUUGCAAAGUUGGAGAAUGCCUGGGCUAAGGUAGUCCAACGACACUCUGCCCUGAGAACAAUCUUUGUUGAUGGAAGUGCCGCCAACGAGGCGUUUCUUGCUACCGUCUUACGCAACCCUUCGGCUCGUGUGAUCCACCAGACAGUCGUGGGUGAAGACGCUGUCGAAUCUCUUUUGGCAUUUGAUCCGGAACUCCCCGUCGCUUCUCAUGAGCCACCUCACGUUUUGACCAUCGCGGAUGCACAGGACAAGGUCUUGGUCCAUCUGCGUAUCAACCAUGCCGUGGUAGACGGUAUCUCACUUGACGUACUACAGCGUGAUCUACAUCGCGCCUACGUCGACGAGGUCGGCUCUGAAUGGUCCGUCUCGGACCAUUCAUUCCGUGAUUAUGUUGCCUAUGUCAAGGCACAAGACACAGACAAGUCCCUUGACUUUUGGAAGAGCCGUCUCAACACAGUCUCGGCCUGUCGCUUCCCACAACUCCAAGUACCCGAUGUUGCUAUCACGAACGAGAAGCGCACCUUCAAGACCCAGAUAGACGAUAUCUCACCUCUUCUUAAGUUAUGCCAGACUCACGGCGUCUCUAUCUCGAAUCUGGCUCAGCUUGCUUGGGCAUUGGUGUUGCGGGGCUAUACCAACAAUCACCACGUGUGCUUUGGCUACAUGACCUCUGGCCGUGAUGCACCCGUCAGUGGCAUCGAGAGCGCUGCUGGUGUCUUUAUCAAUCUCGUCAUCAGUGACCUUGCGCUGGACGACGCCAUGACUGUUAAGGAAGCCUUGGAGUCCUCUCGCGCGGGCCUCGCCGACAGCAUGGAUCAUCAGUAUUGUCCUCUUAGCAAGGUCCAGAAAGCCUUGGAUAUGGGUGGUGAGCCCUUCUUCAACACUGUCUUGUCAUGUUACCGCGAAGACGAUGUCACUCCAUCCAAGACAGGAGUCGCUGUUGACUUGGUUCAUCUGGAUGAUACGAGCGAAUUUGCCAUCGCAGCAAAGAUUGCUUAUACUCGUUCCACCAUGGAGCUCAGUCUGACAUAUAGAACUGAGGUCAUCUGUCCUGAAGCAGCGGAUGUGGUAGGCGACGUCUGGCUCCGAACACUUCAGUCUCUGGCGUCUCUGUCUGAUACCAAGAUAUCCGACAUCAGCUUGAUGGACCCUCUCAGCGGCAAGCUAGUCAAGAGAUGGAACGAGCACGUGCCUGGUCCCGUAGACGCUUGUCUACACGACAUCAUUACAGAUGUCGCCCGUAUUGAGCCUGACAAGAUGGCUCUUUACUCUACCGCGGGAACCCUUACAUACGCUGAACUGGAUGAAUUCUCAACCAGGCUUGGGCAUCACUUGGUCUCUAUGGGUGUAGGCCCCGAAGUCAUCGUUCCUCUACUCUUUGAGAAGUCCAUCUGGGCCGUGGUAUCAAUGCUCGGCGUUCUCAAGGCUGGAGGCGCAUUUGUGGCUCUGGACCCAGCUCAUCCUGCUGAACGCUUGGCACUCAUCAUUUCGGAUACUGGAAGUCCAGUGAUGGUCAUGUCCGCCAUGCAGGCUACUACUCCUCUCGUCACCGGGGACCUGUCUAAUUUGGAAGUGGCCAUGUUUACCGUAACGCAUGAGUCUAUUCUCGAGUUGCCAGCUCUCAGCGACAAGCCUUGUCCAACUGUGACUCCUGACAACGCUGCGUAUGUCAUUUUCACCUCGGGCAGCACAGGUAAACCGAAGGGCGUUGUCAUUGAGCACCGGGCUGUGAGCACCGGUACCAAAGAGCACGGCUCUCAAAUGAACUACACCAGCACCUCCCGAGUACUCCAGUUUGCUUCAUAUGCCUUUGACGCCACCAUUGGAGAGGUCUUCACAACGCUCGUCUAUAACGGCACCGUCUGUAUCGCUACAGAAACAGAACGCAUCGAAGAUCUUACUGGCUUCAUGAACCGAGCUAGUGUCGAUUGGGCCUUUUUGACACCUGCAGUCGCCAGAAUGAUGACUCCAAGCGACGUUCCAACGCUGGAGACUCUGAUUUGUGGUGGUGAGCCAAUUGGUGAUCUGACCCCUCGCAUCUGGAGUGACAUCAAGUUCAUUCAAGCAUACGGUCCGACAGAGACUUGCGUCUUUGCAUCUAUCAGUGACCGCCAACAUCGAGAGGUGCGUCCAGCUAUCAUCGGUCACAUGAUGGGCAGCGCCGCUUGGGUAGUCAGCCCUAGCAAUUCAGACCUCCUCGUUCCCGUAGGUGCAGUCGGUGAGAUGCUCAUCGAAGGCCCCAUCCUCGGCCGUGGAUAUCGCAACGACCCCGAAAAGACAGAUGCCAGUUUUAUACGGGAUCCCGAAUGGUCGGUGCAAUAUCCAGGGCAUUCCAACGGGCGCCGUCUCUACAAGACUGGUGACUUGGUGAGGUAUAACCUCGACGGUUCAAUGGACUUUGUCCAGCGCAAGGACACACAGAUCAAGAUCCGAGGUCAGCGAGUUGAGGCUGGUGAGAUCGAAAGUCACGUUACCAGUGCCCACAAGGACGUACAGCAUGUCUACGUGACCUUUGUGAAGAACGGCAGACUGAGCUCGCGUCUUGUGGCCAUCAUCUCGCUGAAAGGCUUCGGCUCGACGGAAUCGUCAAGCUCAGGCUCGCUCCGAGUCUUGCAGGGUGACGACUACGAAAGAGCCAAAGAGCUAUUGCGUACAGUCACGGAAUACCUUUCCUCCAAGUUGCCGCGACACAUGGUCCCCGCCGUCUGGGCAGUCGUUGAAGGAUCCUCAGUUCCUCUAACGACUUCUGGCAAGAUUGAUCGUCGCCUGAUGACAAACUGGCUGGAGAAAGCGGACGAGGACCUUGUAAGGCAGAUUCUUGCUCUUGGUCAGGAAGAAUCUGUCUCGGAUGAUUCCUUGACUUCAACAGAGGUUACUAUACGCUCCGUUUGGGCUCUAGUUCUGAACCUGGAUCCCCAGAAGAUCAACAGCGAACAUCGCUUCUUCAGCCUGGGCGGCGACUCGAUUACCGCCAUGCAGGUUGUGUCUCAUUGCAGGAGUCAGGGCAUUGCGCUCACCGUGAAGGAUAUCUUCAAACACCAGACAAUUGCUUCCCUCGCCGCGUUUGUCGACUAUGAUUCGGCCGGGAACAUCUGUGCACCCGCCACGAGUAACGAGUUUGACCUCUCAGACCCAGUCGAAGAGAAUUUUGCUCUGUCGCCAAUUCAGAAAAUGUUUUUUGACAUUUAUCCUGAUGGCGUUAACCAUUUCAACCAGAGUUUCUUGGUGCAGAUCGCGUCGGGGAACAAGGUCGCGUCGCCUACCCUACACGCGGCACUCAACCAGCUUGUCAGUCGUCACUCAAUGCUUCGUGCCAGGUACACCAAAGUUCAAGGUCAAUGGGUCCAGCGCGUCACAGAUGACGUGAAUGGAUCGUUGCAGUACCAGGAGCACAAGAACACUAGUCUUGGCCAGAUAAGCAACCUGAUUGAUGUGGCCCAACAAUCAUUGGAUAUCCAACAUGGUCCCAUCGUUUCUGCGAAGCUCAUUCAGCUGCCUAGUCGUCAGAUUCUGGCCCUCGUGGCUCACCAUCUGGUAGUUGACAUGGUUUCCUGGCGCGUCUUGCUUGAGGAACUUGAAGCUAUAUUGACCGGUAAACCUCUUGCCCCGGCAUCCGUACAGCCCGUGCCAUUUCAGGCGUGGGUUCGAGUUCAAUCAUCUCUGGCCGAGGAAUUGUCCGCACACAAUGUCCUCCCAUAUCCCGUCCCCGAGCCACGCCAGGACUACUGGGGUCUGGAUCUAGCCAAGUCCAAUGGCUGGGCCUCUGUGCGCGAGAUAACCUUCGAGCUUAACGAAGCCAUGACUAAGGCGAUUCUGGGACCUUGCAACGAGCCUCUGCAGACAGACCCUCAGGACCUUUUCCUUGCUGCAGCGUUCCGAUCUUUCGCCCAGGCUUUUCCCGACCGGCCCCUCCCAGCCAUCUUCACAGAAGGCCACGGCCGUGAUGCUGAUGUUGAUGUCGAUCUCUCUCGCACAGUGGGAUGGUUCACCUGCAUCGUCCCAGUUGCACUCGCCCAGGAUGUGCCAGAGGACUUGCUUGAGACUACCAUGAGGAUCAAGGAUUCUCGCAGAUCGGUCCCUAGCCACGGCGUACCCUACUUCUCGUAUCGGUACCAGUCUGAAGAUACUGAGUUUCGACAACACGACCAGAUGGAGAUCUUGUUCAACUACCACGGCCAGUAUCAGCAGCUAGAGCGAGACGGUGCUCUCCUCCAGACAAUCCCCGAGGGGGAAUUUGCACAGCGCGAUGUUGAUCAUUCAGCACGCCGUUUGGCUGUCUUUGACAUUUCAGUUGCUGUCGUUUCGGGACGCGCCAGAGUAUCCAUGCUGAUGCCCCAAAGCUUGGCACCAACUCUCGCGCAGCAGGUUGAAGUCUGGAGCGAUUCCUUCCAAGACAAACUUGCCGAUGUGGUCUACAAGACGAGUACCAUGAAGUCGGAAUUUACCUUGAACGACACACCGUUGAUCAAGGAUAUGUCCUACCCCAAUCUUGCCGAGAUGAAGACUCUUUGUCUUGAGCACACGGGUAAAUGGGGACCUGGAAGCAUCGAGGAAAUUUUCCCUUGCUCGCCCAUGCAGGAAGGCAUUUUACUCAGCCAGAUGCGGACUCCCGAUCUUUACGACGUACGUUUUGCUUUCGAGGUCUCCUCCCGCAACGGCAGCCCUCAAGUGAGCCGUCUGCAAGAAGCCUGGGAACAAGUUGUCAAGCGUCAGCCCAUGCUUCGCACCGUGUUUCUGCCGAACCUUCGUGGCAGUGGGUCAUUUGACCAGGCCAUUCUGCGGAAGCCUCUUGCUACGGUUCAUCACAUUGAACUGGAGGAACUUGCAGAACCAUCUAGCCAUCUCGUCAAGAGAGUCCUCGAGACUAUGGAAGAGGCACCAGCCAGUAGCUUUGAGUAUGGCAAGGUUCCUCACGAAUUGAGCAUUUACACGGUUGGCGAGCGCAUGUUUAUCCUACUCCGAUUGAGCCAUGCCUUGGUCGAUGGAGCAUCUCUGCCAUAUAUCAUCAAGGACCUUCAACAGGCAUACAUGCACAAGCUCCCAGCCGCUCCUGGUCUCGGGUACAGGGAGCUGGUUUCCUUCAUCCAGAAACAACCCAUGGAUGAGGCCCUCGAAUACUGGAGCGGAUACCUUGAUGGUGCUGGCCCAUGUCGCCUGCCACUUCUCCUUGAUGAUGCCGUGAUCCCAUCUCCUGGCAAGUUGGAAGCACGAGAUAUUCCUGUUCCUGUUCCUGAUGCAAAAGCCCUGCGAUCACUUUGCGCCAAGUACGGUGUUACAAUGGCCAGCAUCUUCCAUGCAGCCUGGGCUCUUAUCUUGCGUGCAUACAUAGGCGAUGAUGAGGUGCACUUUGGCUACCUCGCUUCAGGCCGCGAUGCUCCCAUUCAAGGCAUCACCAGCCUCAUUGGUCCACUGAUCAAUAUGCUCAUCUGCCGUGUCAACUUCGAUCGUUCCAAGACGGUUGCUCAGCUUCUUCAGGAUAUCUGUGAAGAUUUCGCUUCUAGUAUGUCGAACCAGUACGCAUCGCUCGCCCAAGUUCAGCACAGUCUUGGUCUAGGCUCUGAACCGCUCUUCACUACCGUUGUAUCAUUCCAACGACACGACCCCACCAGUGCCGGUGCAGACGGUGGUAGUGAUGGUAUCAAGCUGACGGGAAUUGACUCUCGCGACCCUACCGAGUAUGACGUCUCUCUCAACGUUGUCGAUUCGGAUCAAGACCUUUCCUUCACUUUCACCUACUGGACUUCCAAGAUCUCCUCUGCUCAUGCAACACACAUGAUUCGAGCCUUACUAUCCGCCCUGGCCAGUUUCGCUGACAAUGUUGACCAACCUAUUGUCAAUGUCAACCUCGUCAGCCCCGAGACUCGCGGCGAGUUGGACUCUUGGAACGCUAUUGCUAUGCAGGAACUUCAUACGGAAUGUGUACACACUCUGUUUGAGCAGCAGGUUGAGAAGAUUCCUGACCAGCAAGCUAUUUGCGCCUGGGACGGCAAUUUUACCUACCGUGAGCUUAACGACGCUUCCAAUGCCUUUGCUUAUCACCUGCAUUCCCUCGGCGAGGCCACACCCAAGCCUGACGAAUUUGUUAUCACGUGUUUCGACAAGUCGGCUUGGGUAACUGUGUCUCAGAUGGCUAUCCUCAAGGCUGGUGCGGCUUUUGCUGCUGUUGAUCCAACUUAUCCUAUUGUUCGCGUCAAGACCAUUGUGCAAGACUUGAAAGCUUCUGUCCUGUUCACAGAGACAAAGUAUAAAGAUCUUUUCCAGGGUAUUUUCUCAAAGGUUAUCGUUGUGGAUCAAGAGAUGCUGGAUUCCAUCGGCGGCCCUCAACUUGAUGCCCCUUCAAUCCAGGUGAACGGAAACAAUCUGUCAUACUCCAUCUUCACCUCCGGUAGCACGGGUCAACCCAAGGGCAUCUUGAUCGAGCACCAGUCUUUAUCGACUGUGGCAAAACACUUUGCCAAGCCCUAUCAAAUCGACCAGAACACCCGAACGUUGCAGUUUGCCGCCUACACAUUCGACUUGUCUGUCGGAGAAACAUUCAUGACCCUUCUCAACGGAGGUUGUCUCUGCAUAACGUCUGAGCGUCGUCGACUAGAGGAUCUGACUGGAGCGAUCAACGAUUUCCAAGUCACCUGGGCCUUCUUGACACCAACUAUGGCAGACAUUCUGGAUCCAGCCCAGGUUCCCAGUAUGAAAUCGCUCGCCUUGGCUGGAGAGGCUGCCACGUCGGAAAACAUCCGCAAGUGGCAUGACAAGGUCCAUUUCGUCAUUGCAUACGGUCCUGCUGAAACGACUAUUUGCUGCAACGCCACAGAUGGCGUCAAAGCAACUAGCGACCCUGCAAACUUUGGUCCUGCUAGGGGUGCAGGAGAACUACUUGUCGAGGGUCCCAUUGUCGGGCGAGGCUACGUUGACCCCGUCAAGACGGCAGAGGUCUUUAUUGACCCUCCUACGUGGCUUACAACACAGUAUCCCAGAGUCUACCGGUCUGGAGAUAUUGGGCGGUAUAACCCUGACGGUACUUGCUCCUUCGUUCGUCGGCGAGAUAACCAGGUCAAGGUCCGUGGCCAGCGUAUCGAGCUGAAUGAGGUCGAGGUCCAUGUAUCCCAAGCCGAUGAAGACCUACAACACACAGUUGUCCUGCUUCCCAAGACAGGUGCUUGCCACGGACGUCUGACCACAGUGCUCUCGCGUCGCCAACAGCAAGAGGAAGUUGAAGCACAGCGCGUGUUGUGCCCUGUGACCAACGAAGAGGACAGGAAUCGCAACGCCGCCCUCCGAAACAAGUUAUCGUCAACGUUGCCUGGGUAUAUGAUACCCAAGAUUUGGAUCACAGUGGAGCAGCUACCUCUUACCACCAACGGCAAGAUGGAUCGUCGAAAGAUCCAGGACUGGGUGCAUGCCCUGACGGAGCAAGAACUAGCAGCAAUCGUUUCAUCGACAGAAACGACGGCCACAGGGAUGCAAGAUACAAGGAAGCUUACGCCCAUGGAAGAGCAGCUUGUCAAAGCCUGGAGCCAGGUCCUCAACUUGCCUGCCAGUUCCUUACCGCUAGACCAAUCCUUUACCAGUCUCGGCGGCGACUCCAUUUCUGCGAUGCAGAUUGUUUCCAGGGCCAGAGAGUGUGGUGUCACUGUCUCGGUUGACAAGGUUCUUCGCAGCGAAUCCCUUUCAGAGCUUGCCAACCAUGCGCGUUUCAAGGCUCUCGCCCCCAACAGCAACGAGAUACAAUCCUUGGUGGUGGAGAAGACAGAGCCGUUCCCUCUGUUGCCAAUCCAGCGCAUGUUCUUCGAGAUGAAUCCUUCUGGCAACAACCAUUUCAACCAGACAUUCACGGUCAGACUCUCCAAGACUUUAUCUGCUGAGCGAAUCGAGUCUGCCAUUGCCACCGUGGUGAAGCAUCAUCCCAUGCUUCGUGCGCGCUUCCUCAAAGAUCACAACGGUGAUUGGACUCAACAGAUUGUACCUGAUGCCGAGACCAGCUUGGGAUUCCGACAACAAAGCUUCCAGUCUCUGUCCGAUGCGGUACCUGUUCUCGAUGAGUUGCAGACAAGCCUUGACAUUCAGAAUGGACCACUCGUGGCAUCCUGUCUUAUCAACCUUCCUGAUGCUCAGGUACUCUCUCUCGCAGCUCACCAUCUGGUAGUUGACCUUGUAUCCUGGCGUGUCAUACUCUCUGACCUCGAGAUUUUGUUAUCAUCCGAUUCUAAAUCUCUUCCAUCACUUGCUCCCGCACCUGUCACGAUGCCCGCUUGGACAGAUGCCCUCCUCUCGCGAGCAAAGGACUACAAUGUCGAAUCAGUCCUCCCUUUCACUGUGCCAUCAGCCAACUUUGGCUUUUGGGAUAUGGACCAAGGCCGCGAGAACGUCAUGGCAGAUACAGUUGUCAUCCAGUCCCGUUUAGACGCGUCUAGCACAGCAGCAUUGCUAGGACGCGCCAACAUUGCCUUCAGAACAGACCCAGAUGACUUGAUGCUAGCAGCCCUGGCGUUUUCCUUCCUCCGCGUCUUCCCUGAGCGAUCAAUCCCGACCAUUUACGCUGAGGGUCACGGUCGCAAUGCAUGGGAUGAUAGUAUCGACUUGUCACGUACCGUAGGCUGGUUCACAACUAUGUACCCCCUUGUUUCCUCCGCGACUACUCGCGAUCUUGUUGAGACAGUUCGUCAAGUCAAGGACAUAAGGCAUAGCAUCCGCGACAAGGGAUUCCCGUACUUUGCAAGUCGAUAUCUCACCGCGCAAGGCCGUGAUGCCUUCAAAGAGCAUACCAACAUGGAGGUUCUCUUCAAUUACCUAGGCCAGUACCAGCAACUGCAGCAGUCUGAUACCGUUCUCCGAGAGCUUCAAGAGCCACUCGAGAUUCAGGACGCUGCGCCAAGUGCACCUCGAAUGGCACUUAUUGACAUCCUCGCCGCUGUCGAAGGCUCCGAGCUGGUCCUGUCAAUAGGCUACAAUGGAAGGAUGGGCCAUCGAGAUCGUCUACAACUCUGGCUGAACGAGUACACCGCCGCCCUGCGAUCUCUGUCAACAGAACUCCCCACUAUGUCUCCCUCCUUCACUCCAGGAGACUUCCCCCUCCUCGGCAUUGAUGAUGCUGGCCUCAAGUCCCUAACCGCGACGUGCAAAGCCAAGGUUGGAUCUUUGGACCCAGCAAUGGUCGAAUCAAUCUACCCGUGCUCGCCGCUACAGCAGGGUAUUCUUGUCAGCCAGUCUCAGGAUGCCAAAUCCUACGUCGUGUACGCAGCGUGGAAGAUCCGCCCUGCACGUGGAACGUCAUUCAAUGUCAACCAACUGAAGGAUGCCUGGCGACGACUUGUGCGCUACCACCCCGUGCUACGUACUGUCUUCUGCGAGAACGGGACAUCCGACGGGGGUCACGCCCAAGUCUUGUUGAGGGCUGAUACUGCUGCUGCUGAGCCGAUCAUAAAGGAGAUUCAGUGUCAGAGAUCUGACGUUGCCGAGUUCCUAAGAUCCUCAACUUCAUCCCUACCAACAGACAAGCCACCCCACAUCUUGUCCAUCUGCACCACCGAUAACGAGACUUAUGUAUCUCUUCAAGUCAGUCACGCCCUGAUUGAUGGUACUUCUAUGGAGCUGGUGAUGGAUGAUCUCGUACGUUCUUACAACGGCGAUCUACAAGGAUCCGGCCCAUCAUAUAACGACUACAUCUCCCAUAUUUGCAGCGAACCUAUUGCUCGAUCGCUCUCCUAUUGGACGGAAGCUCUCGCCGACACUCAACCUUGCCUCUUCCCAGUCCUCUCUGCUGAAGGCACUAGUAGAGUGUUGAACAGGAUCACGCUUCCUGUUUCCAGCAGUACCACCGAUGCUAUGCGCCAACUUGGCCGCGCGCAUGCCAUCUCCGUCUCCAACAUCUUUCAGUUGGCCUGGUCCCUGGUGCUCCGGGCUUUUACAGGCUCAGAUAGUGUUUGUUUUGGCUAUCUGACAUCUGGCCGCGAUGUACCAGUAGACAGAAUCGAGGCAAUGGUCGGCCCAUUGAUCAGUAUGCUCGUCUCCAGCACCAAAUUUGGGGAUAGCGAUGACGAGGCACAAUCCGCCUUGGAUCUACUCAAGUCGAUCAAUCGCAGCUAUCUUGACAGUCUACCUCACCAGCAUUGCUCGCUUGGAAGUAUUCAAAAUGCUUUGGGUGUCAGCAACACAGGUCUCUUCAAUACAGUCAUGUCUCUGCAAAAGUUAAACGAAGAGGCCGAGACAUCAGAAGAGUUUGGCUUCGACAUCGUGGACUCACACGACCCCAGCGAGUACAACAUGACUCUCAACAUACUCGAUUUCAACAACAUUGUCGAGUUGCAUUUCACAUAUUGGACAGACAAGCUAUCAGAUAGCUAUGCUUCGGCGGUUGUUGACGCUACACUCCGCGCAGUAGAAGCUAUUGUUAAUGACCCAAGCCGCAAGAUGCCUGUUGUCGAUCUCUUGGGCGAUUCCGAACGCCAAGGCCUCGUAUCCCGAAUCAACCAAGAUCACCCAACCUUGCAGACGACCGUCCACGCUAUCAUCGAAGCCCAGGUGAAGGCAAUCCCAGACAAUUGUGCCGUCACCUCAUGGGAGGGCGAUCUAUCAUACACAGAGCUCGACCGUCACGCCACCCGCCUUGCCGUACACUUACGUAGUCUCGGCGUCGGGCCUGAAGUCACAGUUCCACUGUGCUUCAAGAAGAGCAUCUGGACCGUUGUUGCCAUAUUGGCCGUGAUGAAGGCCGGAGGUGUCUUUGUACCUCUGGAUCCUGCUCAUCCGGCUGAUCGUAUAAAGGGAAUUGUGGAACAGCUCCCAUCUCGUAUUGUUGCACUCACAUCACCUCAAUGCGUCCUCACAGUCGCCCAUCUUGUCGACAACACCAUUUCCGUCGAUGCAUCCUCUAUUGCGCAACUGGAGAACGUUUCGAGUGCUGAAUCUCUGUCUCCUGGAGCCACACCGUCCAAUGCGGUGUACAUCAUCUUUACUUCUGGUUCAACCGGUCAGCCUAAGGGAGUGGUUCUUGAGCAUAGUGCCGCCGCUUCAGGAACAACAGCCCACGGACACGACAUGUCUUACAGCCGAGAGUCAAGAGUCCUUCAAUUUUCUUCGUAUUCUUUUGAUGCCUCUAUUCUGGAGAUUCUCACAACACUCGUGUACGGCGGCUGUAUCUGUGUCCUAUCGGAGGAGGAGCGCAUUAACGACCUCGUUGGUGGUAUCAAUCGACUUCGCGUCAAUUGGGCAUUCCUUACUCCGGCUGUUGCCAUGAUGGUCGAGCCAUCGCAAGUUCCUACUCUUCGUCUUCUUGCCCUUGGAGGCGCACCUCUAUGGCUUGCCGUCUUGCAGAAAUGGACCGCUGUAGGCACAUGUCGGGUUGUUAAUGGCUAUGGACCUACAGAAUGCUGCGCACUCUCCACGCAUAACUACUAUAGCCGAUCCUAUAUGAGACCCGAAGUCAUCGGUAAGGCCAUGGGCUGUAACACAUGGGUAGUCGAUCCGCGGGAUCCUAACAUCCUUAUGCCCAUCGGCGCGGUGGGUGAACUGCUUAUCGAAGGACCUAUUGUGGCCCGAGGCUACCUCAAUGACCUUGUCAAAACUCAAGAUGCCUUCUUGGAUGGUGUAUCGUGGCUUCCUAGCGGUCGACUAUACCGCACAGGUGAUAUUGUCUCCUACGCUACCGAAGGGAAUGGGGACAAGAUCUCCUACAUCCGCCGGAAGGAUACCCAGGUCAAGGUCCGCGGUCAACGCAUCGAACUCGGGGAGAUCAGCUACCAGAUUGGUGCUUCGCAUGGCAGUAUAGUCGCUCAUCUUGUUGUGCUUGGAUCCCGAGGCAAGUUCUCUGGACAGAUCGUUGCCAUCUUUGCCUUGGACGGCUUUCCCACGCAUCAACAAGGUAACGACGAACCCCUGCAGCUUCUGGACAGUCCUCAAGACCUUGCCAAGGUUAGGGCUAUCAUUUCGGAAGUCAGCGAGUUUAUCAGUGAUAAACUGCCCUCUUCUAUGCAGCCUUCUGCUAUGGUUCCUGUGAACCAUAUGCCAAUCAACACGUCUGGAAAGAUCGAGGCCCGUCGCGUCAGCGCUUGGAUAGACGGCCUCGACGAUGCAACAUAUGCCCGCAUCAUGCGUAUCGCUGAUGAGCCUGAUGAUGAGCCCGAGAACGAGCCUGAGGCCAACGUCAUUCAGAAGAGCGAGGCUGAAGACAUUAUACGAGCCGUGGUUGCCGAGGUGGUCAACGUACCGCUGGAGCAGGUCCCUCUACGACGCUCCUUCUUUGCAAUUGGCGGCGACUCCAUCUCUGCCAUGGCAGUCGUUUCUCGUUGUCGCAGUCGUGGUAUCACUUUUACCGUCUCGGAUAUCUUCAAACACAAGACCAUCACUGCUCUAGCUCAAUUCGUCAGCCAGGCCACUCAACUGAUCACCAAAAAAGAUGGCGAUGGCAUCGAUAGGUCCGACGAGGCCAAUGUGGAUUUCUCUCUAUCUCCUAUUCAACAAAUGUUCUUUGACAUGUACCCAGAUGGUGUCAAUCACUUCAACCAGAGCUUCUUGGUCCAGCUCCCGAGCACAGAGGCUUUGACCUCGACGGCUGUGCAUGAAGCCAUCCGCCAGCUCGUAGAUCGACACUCGAUGCUGCGUGCUCGGUUCAGUGACGAAGACGGCGAUUGGGUGCAACGAGUCACUCCUUCUGGGGAUGCCAAGUCACUCAAAUACGAAGUGCACAAUGGUGUCAACGUUGACCAGGUGGUCAAGCUCAUUGAUGUCAUACAGACCUCGUUGGAUAUUCGCACCGGUCCCGUCAUGGCGGCGUCUCUUUUGAACCUCACUGACAAGCGACGUAUCCUGGUCUUGGUUGCCCAUCAUCUUGUCAUCGAUAUGGUCUCAUGGCGAGUUCUGCUGGAAGAGCUCGAAGUCAUCCUGUCUGGCAACGGGCACACACUACAGAAUACACAGACGUCACUCCCUUUCCAAGCUUGGGUCCGCACUCAGCCCCGUCGAGUGCAGAAAUGGAGUCCAUCGCGUGUCCUCCCUUACGAUAUUCCGAAACCCCGAAUGGACUAUUGGCUAAAGCGAGGAGAGGACAAUACGUGCGGUGACACUCGCGAAUUAGGAUUUACCUUGGACGCGGAUGCAACAAAGGCACUCCUGGGUUCUUGCAAUGAAGCUUUCCAGACCGACCCCCAGGAUCUCUUCCUCGCAGCUGCCUUUCAAUCUUUUGCGGAUGCCUUCCCCGAUCGUGGUCCCCCGGCCAUCUUUGUUGAAGGCCACGGGCGUGGCGACGGUGGUUCUGAAGGCCUAGACCUCUCUCGAACAGUUGGAUGGUUCACCUCCAUUGUUCCGGUUGCCUUACCAGAGGGUGUCGUUGCUACCAAUGUUGUCGACACCCUGAUGAGGAUCAAGGAUGUCCGCAGGUCGGUUCCAGGCCAAGGUGUGCCAUACUUCUCCUACCGGUACCUCUCCGCAGCUGGCGUGAGAAAGUUCCGGAACCAUGAUAAGAUGGAGAUUUUGUUCAAUUACUUUGGCCAGUAUCAGCAGCUCGAACGCGAUGAUGCUCUCCUGAGACCUGUUGUUGGAGAUGAGUUCCCUCAGUACGAUGCCGAUGCCUCUGUUGAACGCCUUGCCAUCUUCGACGUAGCUGGCGCUGUAACCUCAGGUCGGGCUUCAGUAACUAUUACGAUGCCUGGCACCUUGGCUCAAGAUCGCAUUGACGGCGUUAGUCUUUGGCUUGAUCGUCUCAAGCACCACCUGACAAGUCUCGUUCAAGUCACGAGCGACAUGUCAACAGCCUUCACCCUCCAUGACCUGCCUCUGGUCAAGAACAUGUCUUACGACGAGCUGUCUGACAUGCGGGAAGUAUGCCUCGAACAUACCGGCCUUUGGGGUCCCGGUGCUAUCGAGGAGAUUUUCCCAUGUUCUCCCAUUCAGCAGGGUAUCUUGCUAAGCCAGGCUCACAGGCCCGACCUGUACGAUGUGCGAGUCGCUCUUGAGGUGAGCUCGCGCAACGGUUCACUGAGCGCCCAAAGCCUGGGAGACGCCUGGAGACAUGUCGUUCUGCGGCAGCCAAUGUUACGUACCGCCUUCCUACCAAACAUGCGUGGCAAUGGCUCGUUUGACCAGGCUGUCCUACGGGACCCUUUACCGUCUAUUCGACAUGUAGACCUGGGAGACGCUACGGACGACGAAAUGGCUUUACAGACAGUCAAACAGUCGAUAGCCGAGACCAAGGGCGACAUCUUUUCCUAUGGAAAGCUUCCACAUGAGUUUACAACUUAUACGAUCGGCAACAAGACAUUCGUGUUUAUUCGCCUCAGUCACGCUUUGGUAGACGGUUUCUCAUUGCCGAUAGUGCUGAAUGAUCUUCGGGAGGCCUUUGCCCAUCGACUCAGUACCACUCCCGGUCUCUCCUACCGAGAGUUGGUAUCAUUCAUCAACCAACAGCCAGCUGAUCAGGCUAUCGGACACUGGGUCGACUUUCUCAAAGGCUCAACUCCCUGUCGCCUCCCUCCUCUCCUCGACGACGCCAGUGUUCCUUCGUCGCCCGAGCUACUAGCGAUAGAGGUAGAAGUGCCUUGUUCCAAUGCGCUGAGAGCACUCUGUGCCGAACAUGGCGUCACUAUGGCCAUUGUCUUUCAGCUCGCUUGGGCACUCGUCCUGCGUGCCUAUACUGGUGAAGACGACGUCAUGUUUGGUUACCUUACAUCCGGUCGAGACGCGCCUAUCGAAGGUGUAAGCACACUUGUCGGACCUCUUAUCAACAUGCUCACCUGCCGUGCCAUCUUCAACGAUCGUAACAAGACUGUCCUGCAGCUACUUUCACAAUUGCAGGACGACUUUAUCAACGGAAUCUCUAACCAACACGUCUCGUUGGCUGAGAUCCAACACCAUCUUGGCAUUGGCUCAGAGGGUCUCUUCACAUCCAUCAUCUCAUUCCAGCGUCAUGAUGCUGCUGCAGGCGCCGCAAACGAUGACGACGGCCUACUCAAGAUGACACCGAUAGAUGGACGUGACCCUACUGAGUACGAUCUUUCGGUCAACGUGCUCGAUGAGGCUGACAAGGAUAUACAAAUUCACUUCACCCACUGGACGUCCAAAGCCUCACCUUCCCACGCAAAGCAGAUGAUGCGAGCGCUUUCAGCUGCCCUGGUUGCUAUCUCUACCAAGCCCAAUCAACCUUUAGUCAAGGUCGACUUGGUUGGUGCCGAAACGCGACGUGAAAUGGAUGCCUGGAACGCCACUGGGAUCGAGUUCGUGUCCGAUGAGUGUAUACAUAACAUCAUCGAGCGAAAUUCCCAAGCUACGCCGGAUCGUCAGGCCAUUUGUGGCUGGGACCGGACAUUUACGUACCGCGAGCUUGAUGAGGCUGCCAAUGCCUUCGCCCACCAUAUACACUCCCUGGUUGAUCUCAAGCCCGAUACCUUUGUCGCAACCUGUUUUGACAAGUCAGCCUGGACUAUCGUCGCGCAGCUGGCUAUCCUCAAGAGCGGCGGAGCAUUUGUUGCCAUCGAUCCUACGCAUCCCGCCGAUCGCGUCGAGACCAUUUUGUCCGAGUUGGGAUCACCCCCAAUCUUGCUGACCGAAUCGAAACAUCACGAGCGUUUCAAGGUGUUGUUCCCACACGUCGUCACUGUCAAUGAGGACACUCUCAGCUCUCUGGGUGUUCCCAAUGGUCCUCCUUCGACUCUUGUACGCCACAGUAAUACGGCCUAUGCCAUAUUUACUUCUGGUAGUACUGGCCGACCCAAGGGCAUUGUCAUUGAGCAUGGAUCCCUAUCCACAGCUGCACUAACACAUGCUGGCCCAUAUCAGAUCACAAGUGAUACCCGGGCUUUACAGUUUGCUGCGUACACAUUCGACGUAUCAAUCGGCGAGACUUUCUACCCGCUAUCUCAGGGAGGCUGUGUUUGUGUCCCUUCAGAUGCCGCUCGACUUGAGGACCUAGCAGGCGCAAUCAAUGGCCUAUCUGCAGAUUGGUCAUUCCUAACACCGACUGUUGCUGAUCUCCUCGACCCAUCACUUGUCCCUGGCCUCAAGACGCUAGUCUUGGGUGGUGAAGCACCCACAUCUGUUAACAUUCGUCGCUGGCAUGACAAAGUAUUCCUCAUUAGUGGCUAUGGCCCUGCAGAGACUACUAUCUGGUGUAACGCCACAGGUCGUCUGAAUGGGAACAGUGAUCCUGCUAAUCUUGGCCCACCGAUGGGUGCCCGCGUCUGGGUAACUGAUGCUGACGACCCGUCUGUGCUUCUCCCUGUUGGAGCCGUCGGAGAGCUCCUUAUUGAAGGGCCUCUGGUUAGUCGUGGCUAUACCGACCCCGAAAAGACCGCGGCGGCUUUCAUUAGUCCACCCGGAUGGAUGACCACGGCCUAUCCAGGAAAGCUCAUCUACAGAAGUGGAGAUAUCGGUCGUUCGCGUCCUGAUGGUACCUUCUCGUUUGUACGCAGACGGGAUAACCAGGUCAAGGUACGCGGUCAACGUGUUGAGCUCAACGAGGUCGAGGUGCACAUAUCACAGGCCAAAAUCAGCAUUCGUCACGCCGUCGUGCUCUACCCGAAGAGCGGUGCUUGUCAGGGUCGUCUCACUGCAGUACUAUCCCAUCAUUCUCUGGGAGGUGAGGAACUGGAUCAAAAGCAGACAGUGCCCGGCUCGGAAGGUAUCAUUGCUGUGCAGAGUGAUGAGGCCAUUUCCGCCAGCGACUUGAUCCAGGACAGACUCUUGUCGACGUUACCACCAUACAUGAUUCCCAAGAUUUGGAUCACUGUUGAACACCUGCCAUCUACAACCAACGGCAAGAUGGAUCGUCGUCAGAUCUUAACCUGGGUGGAAUCGCUAACGGAUGACAACUUGGCCAGCAUCGUCCAACGCCAGUCUAACACGACUGGAUCAGUUGAGUCACCGACAAAGCCCAAGACCAAGAUGGAAGAGCAUUUCCUCCAAAUCUGGUCCAACGCUCUCAAUCUGCCCAUUGAUGCAAUUCCCCACAACCAGCCCUUCACCAGCCUCGGCGGAGACUCCAUCACCGCCAUGCAAGUCCUCGCGAGGGCGAGAGAACGCGGCAUCACUACGACUGUCCACGAUAUCCUUCGGAGCCGAUCUAUCGCUGACUUAGCUGGUCGCUCCCGUUUCAAGAACAUUCAAUUGAACGGAUCAGAGGAUUCCAAGGCUUUGACUGUCAUUACCGACCAGCCGUUUCCCUUGUUACCCGUCCAACGACUGUUCUUCAAAACUCAAACCUCAGUCAACCAUCACUUCAAUCAGUCGUUUAUUGUCCGCCUUUCGAGAACAUUCACAGCCGAUCAGGUCCGUGCGGCUAUCAGGGCUAUCGUUGAGCAUCAUCCAAUGCUUCGUGCAAGGUUCUUUACCGACGGAAAUGAAUGGAAACAGAAGAUCUCUUCAGACAUCGCUGGAAGCUUCAAGUUCCAACACCACAAUUGUUCCAGCCUACCUGACUCUAUCGAGACUCUUGAUGCACUACAGGCCAGCUUGAAUAUUAGUCAAGGACCAUUGCUUACAUCCUGUCUUCUCGAGCUCUCAGAUGGCCAAGCACUCUUCCUUGCCGCUCAUCACCUCGUCGUCGACCUUGUUUCCUGGCGUGUCAUCCUGGCCGAUCUGGAGAAGCUUCUGGCGGCCACUUCGGGCGCAACAAGUCUCCCAUCGCUCGAGCAAGAGGGUAUCUCAAUGCCAGCAUGGACAGAGGCGUUGAUACAAAAGUCUACUGAGUAUGACAUCAACUCUGUGCUUCCUUUUACGGUUCCUGCUGCCGACUUCUCGUUCUGGGAUAUGGAUCCCGCCAAGGAAACGAAUAUCAUGGCAGAUACCGCCUCACUCCAGGUGCGGGUUGAUGGGGCUAGUACCGCAGCUCUUCUCGGUCCUGCCAAUGCAGCCUUCGGCACAGACCCAGACGAUUUGAUGAUUGCAGCUCUUAUCUUCUCUUUCCGAAGUGUCUUCCACGAGCGUUCAUCAAUCCCAGCUGUAUAUACAGAGUCCCACGGCCGCAAUGCAUGGGACGAUGGCAUCGACCUAUCGCGCACUGUUGGCUGGUUGACUACCAUCUACCCUGUAGCUGUGUCUGACUUGCACAAUGCAGAACGUGACCUUCUGCGUGUAGUCCGGCAGGUUAAGGAUAUUCGUCGAAGCAUUCCCGGAAAAGGACUGCCCUAUUUUGCAUACAGAUACCUAACUGAAGAGGGCCGGGCUGCAUUCGAAUACCACGAUGAUAUGGAGAUUCUCUUCAACUAUUUGGGGCAGUAUCAGCAACUGCAGAAAACCGACACGAUCAUCCAGCAAAUCGGAGAAACCACUUUAAGCACACAGGACGCUUCCGAUUCCACAAACCGAUUGGCUCUCAUGGAUGUAGUUGCAGCAGUCGAAGGUUCCGAACUGGUUCUGUCGCUUGGGUAUAAUACAAGGAUGCAGCACAAGCAUCGCUUCCAAGCGUGGCUGGACAGCUUCAAGUACAUGCUGGAGACCCUUGCAUCCCAGCUCCCCGCCAUUCCAGCGACACUCACCCCCAGCGAUCUUCCUCUGUUGUCUCUAGGAGAAGAUGGUCUCUCUACACUCGCAGCUGCCUGUCACGCCAAGGUGGGUAGUUGGGGCCCCGAUGUCGUCGAAGCCUCCUACCCUUGCUCCCCGUUACAACAAGGCAUUCUUCUCAGCCAAGCCAAGGACGAGUCAGCAUACGUGGUAUCUGGCAUUUGGAAGGUAUCUCCUGCAAAGGAAGGAUCGCCAGUCAAUCUGGAUCAACUACAAAACGCCUGGCGCCGUCUUGUCCAAUAUCAUCAGAUCCUGCGUACAGUAUUCUGUGAAAGCGGCAGAAGUGACGGUAUUUACGCCCAAGUUGUCCUCCGAGAGAACGCAAUAGCAGCUCAGCCUACAAUUGAGGUUCGAAAAUGCGAUGGACCUGAUCCUCUCGCAUUCCUCCACUCAUCGACCCCAGCGCUGCCAUCAGACAAGCCCCCUCACGCGCUGCUCAUCUGUGAUGUUGGCACUGAUGUAUAUCUUUCAUUCAACAUCAGCCAUGCAUUGAUGGACGGGACCUCCUUGGGUCUUAUGAUGGACGAUCUACUUCGUGGGUAUCAUGGAACGUUGGAAGGAGUUGGACCUUCCUAUGAGCCCUACAUUUCUCACGUCUACAACAAGCCCGUAUCCCAGUCCCUCUCUUACUGGUCUGACACACUGGCCAACGCACGCCCUUGCCAUUUCCCCGUGCUUGUGGACGCAGAUGGAGAUGAUACGGUAAGGUCGCUAAACAAGAUCAUGCGCCCCGUCCCAGGCAUCGAGGCCAUGCGCCAACUCGGCCGAACCCACGGCGUGUCCAUUGCCAACUUCUUCCAGGUGGCCUGGGCAUUAGUCUUGCGUGCCUUUACGGGCUCUGACGAUAUCUGCUUCGGUUAUCUUACUUCAGGACGCGAUGUUCCUGUAGACCGUAUAGACGAGAUUGUCGGUCCUCUGAUCAGCAUGCUUGUCUCAAGUGCCGACUUCAGCAUGGCUGAUGGUGCCCCCUCUGCACUUGAGUUGCUACAGACAAUGAAUCGCACCUACAUUGACAGCCUUCCCCACCAACAUUGCUCGUUGGCCGACAUACAGCGCGUGUUGCGGAUCGGCAACAAGGGUCUGUUCAAUACCGCUUUGUCGCUACAAAGGGUGACUACAGGAGACGAGACUCAAGACCAGAUUGAGAUCAACGUUGUCGAGGGAGAUGACCCUAGCGAGUAUAAUAUUACAGUGAAUGUAGUCGACUAUGGUGAGACUAUCGAUCUGCAUUUCACGUACUGGUCCGAUAAGAUAUCCGAUAGCCACGCAUCGGAUGUUGUCGAGGCUUUGAUACGUGCACUAGAUGCAAUCGUCCAGGAUCCUCACCGCACUCUACCGGCCGUCGACAUGCUGGGAGACAGCGGUCGCAAGCGCAUCAUGGAAUGGAAUGGAGAUGGACAAGCGCAACCCGCUCUCAACUCGACCGUCCAUGCUCUUAUCGAAGCCCACGUCAAGGAGUCACCAAACAGCUGCGCUGUCACCUCGUCGUGGGAGGGCGAACUCUCUUAUGCCGAACUUGAUAAUUACGCCACCCGGCUCUCGGUCUACUUGCGGAGCCUUGGUGUUGGACCCGAGGUGACGGUACCGCUCAUCUUCACAAAGAGCAUCUGGAUGGUUGUCUCUAUGCUUGCCGUUAUGAAAGCAGGCGGCGUGUUCGUGCCUCUAGACCCAGCCCAUCCACCUGAGCGCAUCGCCAUGAUCGUCGAGCAACUUCCCAGCAGGGCUGUUGCGCUGGCAUCGCCUGACCGUACCAGCCUUAUCUCCAGUCUCGUUGAUAAUGUCGUGGCGUUGGACGCUAAUGAAGCUGCCCGUAUCGCCAAAGACACCGACGGAGAUAACGAGCUACCAUCAGAUGCAGCUACGCCAGAUAACGCUGUCUACAUUAUCUUCACAUCGGGAUCGACUGGCCAGCCCAAGGGAGUCGUAUUGGACCACCGCGCUACUGCAACAGGUACCACAGCUCACGGGCGUGCUAUGUGCUACACCAAGGACGUGAGAACGCUUCAAUUCUCAUCUUAUGCCUUUGAUGCCUGCAUUACAGAGAUCGUCACUACCCUCGUUUAUGGAGGCUGUGUUUGCGUUCUCUCAGAGGACGAGAGGAUAAACGACCUUGCCGCAGCUAUUAACCGGCUGCAGGCCACCUGGAUGCUGCUAACGCCCGCGGUAGCUAGUACACUCGACCCGUCCGAGGUACCUUGCAUCCGGUACAUCGCUCUAGGAGGAGAGUCUUCAAGCCAUGCUACCAACAAGAAAUGGAGCAAGGGCUGCACAGUCCUCCAUGCCUAUGGGCCAACGGAAUGCUGUGUCAUGUGCGCUUAUGACGAUAGGACGGGGCUUCCUACACGUCCUGAGGUCAUUGGUGGCUCCGUAGGUUCCAACAAUUGGGUAGUUGAUCCUCGCGACCCAAGUGUUCUGAUGCCCAUCGGCGCCGUGGGAGAGCUCCUCGUCCAAGGCCCGAUCAUGGCACGCGGAUAUCUCAACAACCCCGACAAGACGCAAGAAGCCUUCCUGGACACUGGCCUUCCACCGGUGUCUGGACUCUCCCGUGCCUACAGGACAGGAGAUCUUGUCUCCUACUGCAACGAGGGCAAGGGUAACAAACUCACUUUCGUGCGACGCAAGGACACUCAGGUCAAGGUGCGAGGCCAACGCAUCGAGCUGGGCGAGAUCAGCCACCAGAUCAGUGCCUCCAACGACAAGGUAGCGACCCAAAUGGUAACGCUAGGCUCCCGCGGUACCUUGAACGGAAAGAUUGUCGCCGUCCUGACCCUUCGUGGCUUACAGACCACAGAGGAUGGCGGGGAUACUGAGCCUCUGCAGAUUCUGGAUAACCCCAAAGACAUCCAAAUCGCCAGGGAUAUCGUGGCAGAAGUCCAGAACUAUAUUGCCGAUAAGUUACCUGGAUACAUGCAUCCUUCAGUCAUGAUUGUCGUCAAUCGGAUGCCCAUCAACUCGUCCGGCAAACUCGAAACUCGACGUGUGGCUCAGUGGAUUGAUGAAGUGACGGACGAGAUGUACGAGCGCAUCAUCAAGAACCUGGCUGACACCGAGCCAGAGGCUGGAUCCGAGAGCGCACAAAACGUUGUUGUACAGAUCAUCAGCGAGGCAGUAGCUGAGGUCAUUAACCUGUCAGGCAAGGUGUCCCUGCGUCGCUCAUUCAUCAGCAUGGGAGGUGACUCCAUCACCGCUAUGCAAGUCAUGGCCCUCUGCCGACGACGAGGCGUCUCGCUACCUGUUCAGGACAUACUCAAGAGCAACAACAUCAUCUGCAUGGCGGCCAAGGCACAGCAGAUUGGGGGUUCCUCCGUGGACUCAGCCAAGGAUGAGGACGAGUUUGCACCCUUUCCCCUGUCACCCAUCCAGAAACUCCAUCUCACACAAUUCCCUGAUGGCGAGAACCACUACAAUCAAAGCAUGCUUCUCAAGCUGCGACGCCCUAUUUCAGAGACUGUUCUUCACGAGGCUCUUUUGCAAUUAGUGUGUCGUCAUCCUAUGCUCCGCGCCCGUUUCGACAAUGACUCAACACGUGGGCAAUGGACUCAGAGGGUGACCAACGACGUCCAAGGCUCGCUCUCCUACGCCACUACCAAGUUUGACACUUUGGAAGAGGCCAUGGAUACUAUGAUCGAAGCCGAGCGUGGCCUUGAUAUUACUGCCGGUCCACUGGUGGCAGCCCGGGUAGUCCGAGUUCAAGACUCUAUGUCUAUCUUCUUGGUCGCGCACCAUCUUGUUAUAGAUCUCGUGUCCUGGCGAAUAGUUUUGCAAGAUCUAGAGCAACUUAUCGCGGGGACUUCUUUACCUGGAACACAGAUGUCGUGGUCAUACCAACGAUGGGCUCACAGUCUUGCGAAGUAUGCCGAGGCAAACGCAUCGACUGCACUCGCGCUUCCCUUUACACCAACAGAGCCAGAUCUCGAUUUCUGGGCAGUGAAGGAGACUUCUAAUGACUUUAACAAUUUGGUGCAGGGCGACUUCACUCUGGAUCCUUCCCUGACCUCCGCCCUUCUUGAUGCUGCAGACAAGAACCUCAAGGCCGAAGUCCUCGACGUCCUACUAGCCAUGGCCGCACACACCUUCUCCUCCGUGUUCUCUGGCAGAGCAGCACCCACAUUCCACACCGAGACUCAUGGCCGAGACCACCCGCAAGAUACGACGGCUUCAGUGCAUGAAACAAUCGGUUGGUUCACUGCCAUUGCUCCACUUGUGCUUGACACCCCGAGCGAUGAGUACAUUGACUCUGUCAUUCGCGUCAAGGACAUGCGUCGUGCUAUACCAGGCCUGGGAAUUCCCUACUUCACGGCCAAGACCCUUCAGGGGUCCCAGACUCUACCGGUAGAGAUUCUAUUCAACUAUCUCGGCCGAUUCCAGCAGCUUGAGCGCGACGAUGGGCUUUUUGAGUCUCUUCCAAAGUCCAUGGGCCCCGUCGAUGUCAAUCUUUCAGCUGCCCGCCUAUCAGUCAUUGAUAUCUCUGCAGUCGUUGAGAAGGAUGCCCUGACCGUGUCCUGGAACUACAGUACACAGAUUCAGCAUCAGGACAAGUUGUCCAAGUGGUUUGCCCUGUAUGAGCAGGCAUUGCAUGAUGUCGUCUCUGCACUACAGAAGACAUCCUUGCAACUCACAAAGAGCGAUGUGCCCCUUCUGCCCAUCUCCCACCAACAGCUCAAGCCACUCAACGAGACACUGGCAGCCGUGUCGCGCAAUGGUGUUGAGGCAGUAGAGGAUGUUUAUCCCACGUCUCCCAUGCAGCGCGGUAUCCUUCUCAGUCAGUCCAAGGAUUCCUCGCAGUACGACGUCCACGCGGUCUGGGAGAUUACCCCUACCAACCGCCACGACUCAGUUGACGUUUCUCGUCUCCAGCGUGCCUGGUACCGCGUCAUCCAGCGACAUCCUAUGCUACGCACCGUUUUCAUUGACAGUCUUGUGGAUAACUCCCCAUUCGACCAGGUUGUCCUCAACAAGUUCCGUCCCUCUAUCAAGUUACUGACCUUCGAUGAUGAUGAGGAGGAUUAUGACUCUAUGAUGGAAGAGCUUUGGGAGUCAGCGCAUGGGAGCUUCGCACCAAAUGCUCCUCAACACCGCCUUGCACUUUGUUCCGAUACUCAAGGAAAGGUCUACGCACACUUCCAGGUCAGCCACGCCUUGAUCGAUGCGGGUUCCUUGCGAACUAUCAUCAAGGACUGGUCUCUCGCCUAUGCCAGCCCUAACCUCACCAUGACCCCUGGUACACCCUACUCAGCCUAUAUCGCCCACAUCCAAAAGACGUCCCUCGAUGCAUCCCUACGCUUCUGGUCAGCCCAGCUCGAGGGUGCAACAGCAUGCCGUCUUCCUCGACUCACUGAUGGUCUUGCACCCACAGACCAAAGUGAGAUCCGUCAUCUUCAUACCGACGUCGACUCAGGAACCCGCCUCAAGGCCCUAGCAAAGGAGCUCAACAUUUCCAUGGCCAGCAUCUUCCAACUCGCAUGGGCAUUAGUGCUCCGUUCCUACACUAAUCUCCAUGACAUUUGUUUUGGUUAUGUUUCCUCAGGCAGAGACGUCGAGAUUGAUGGCAUUGUAGACGCCGUAGGACCAUUCAUCAACAUCCUCGUCUCCCGCAUUGUCUUUGGUAGAGGAGACACAGCUGCCGCAAUGCUCAAACAGCUAUUCUCCACUUAUCUGGACAGUCUACCGCACCAGCAUGCGUCGUUGGCUGACAUCACGCACGCACUCAAGAUGCCUGGUGGAAAGCUAUUCAACACAGCCUUUUCAUUCCAGAAGAUCUCUCAGUCUAACGGCAGUGCCAAGGCUCAGGACCUUCCACUCUCGUUUAGCACCAUUGGGGGAGCUGAUCCCACAGAGUUUGACGUAACAAUCACCGUGAUCGAGAACGACUCGAGCAUUGAGUUUUCCAUUCAAUACUCGACCUCAUUCCUUUCCGAACCCCAAGCCAACAAUCUCUCUCAGAGUCUCAUUCAGGCUCUAGAUGCUAUUGAAGCCACUCCAUUAGAGGCCAUCGAAACUCUCGAUCUUGUGCCCGCAAAGCACAUGGAGCAGCUCAAGACGUGGGGCGAUCGUCUCCCUCCCACUGUCGACAGACGUGUUCACGAUCUAUUUGACGACAUGGUUCGCAGCACACCAACAGCACCUGCUAUCCAUGCCUGGGACGGAGAGUUCACAUAUGCCGAGCUAGACAGGGAAUCAUCACGUCUGGCUGGUCUUCUUCUCAAGCAAGGUGUCAAGCCCGAUAGCUUUGUUGCUCUCUGCUUUGAGAAAUCAGCCUGGGUCGCAGUUGCUUAUCUCGCCAUCCUCAAAGCGGGCGCUGCCUUUAUGCUCUUGGACCCAGAAGCGCCCAUAGAGCGUAUCCAGUACAUGAUGGAACAGACCAAGACAUCUAUGGUUCUUUGUUCGCCCACAUACAAGGACAUGGUUGAUGACUGGGACGCUACUGCCAUCGUGAUUAGCAAAGAGGUCAUGGGUACGCUACCUGAUUUCGCUGGUCCAUUCCCGAAUAUUUCAACUUCCAGCGCCGCAUACAUCAUCUUCACGUCUGGCACGACUGGCAAGCCCAAGGGUGCUGUUAUUGAACACGGUGCAUACUGCAGCAGUGCCAUUGCGCAGAAGAAUGCCCUGUACAUCGGACCCGGGUCUCGAUUUUUGCAGUUCGCUUCUUUCAUGUUUGAUGCCACCAUGAUUGAAAUGGUCACGCCCCUUCUUUCAGGUGGAUGUGUCUGCAUACCGCGACGACAGGAUAUCAUCAGCGCCUUACCUCGCGUGGUGAGAGAAAUGGACAUCAACAUGGCGAUUCUCACCUCUUCCUUUAUACGAACCAUGAGCCCAGAGGAGGUGCCUACUAUCAAGAGGUUGAUCCAGGGCGGAGAGCCUUUAUCCCAGAAGGACAUUGAUAUCUGGGCUGACAAAGUCAUACUGGGCAACGCCUAUGGUCCCAGUGAAUGCUCAGUCAUGGCAUCUUGCCUAUCUGAUGUAUUGAGAACAUCUGAGCCGUCCAACAUCGGCUUCCCCGCGGCAUGCGCCCACUGGGUGACAGAGCCAGCCAACAUGCAUCGCCUUGUUCCUAUCGGUGCCAUCGGCGAGCUCCUCCUUCAAGGCCCAACACUUUCACGAGGCUAUAUCAACAAUCCUGACAAGACCGCCGAGGCGUUUGUCACGGGGCUCAACUGGGCCACGCAAGUAGGCCGAGACCCUGACACGCGUUUCUACGCCACUGGUGACCUGGUGCGCCUUAACUCUGAUGGUUCGGUUACCUUUGUCGGCCGCAAAGAUACACAGAUCAAGAUCCAUGGUCAACGAAUGGAGUUGGGCGAGAUCCAGCAUCAUUUGACAACCAUUGAUGAGAUCCGACACUCGGUCGUCUUGAGCCCAUCUGAAGGUCCCCUCCAAAAGCGACUUGUAGCUGUACUUGAGCUCGCCAACAUUUCCUCUACAGCUGCCUCAUCCGAAGAGAUCCAGCUUAUCGCGCCUUCCCUCCGCUCAAAGGCCACAGAGAGCAUCCAGCGCAUUCGCGACACUAUCACCCAGCGUCUUCCAUCCUACAUGAUUCCAUCCACCUGGAUCGUCGUACAAAGCAUGCCAACCAUGAUAUCUGGAAAGCUCAAUCUUCCAGCCGUCCAAUUCUGGGUCCAGAACAUCAACGACGAGACUUACCAGGAGCUUCAUGCAGCAGAGGCAGUCAGUGAGCUAGACUCGAGCGACUAUGUCGCUAUGCAAGUCAGUCGUAAACUGAGCUCGCUUCUUGUCGAUGCCCCUGGUAGCACGGGUAAGCUAGAAGACUUUGUGGGCAAGGAUAUCGUGCCGAUGCAGUGUGGCCUGGACUCUAUCACAGCUAUUUCAUUCUCGACAUGGUUGCGCAAGACGUUUGGUGUAACCAUCUCGCUCGCUACCUUGCUAUCUCUUGACACGAGUAUUCAGACACUUGCCGUGACCAUCAAGGCUGAUAUGGCCAAGGUCGGACCCUCAGGUCCAUCCAAUGUCCAGUCUAUCACGGAAUCAACAUCCACAACAAAGGCGGCCGUCGACCUACACUCAGAGUUUCAACACUACGAUCAGAUAUUGUCCCAGCUACCAGUAUCUGAGAUCCCGAAUACUGGCGUUGUUAAAAUUCCGUCCAACUUCCUUGUUACAGGCUCAACUGGUUUCCUCGGCAGCCAAAUUGUCAGGCAACUCAUCCUCCGGCCUAACAUCAACAAAGUAUUCUGCCUCGUCCGCGCUGAAGACGACACCCAGGCUCAAGAGCGAAUGAUGGAGGUCGCCCGCAAGGGACAAUGGUGGCAACCCGAACUUUCUGAUCGUAUCGAAGCAUGGAGCGGCGACCUGGCCAAACCGCAUCUUGGACUCGAUGACACACGCUGGGCAUCUGUAGUCGGCGGUUCCAUUGAUGCCAUCAUCCACAACGGCGCUAUGGUCCACUGGCAUCUUGGCUAUCGUGACCUCAAGGACGCCAAUGUAGGCAGCACGUUUGACCUUCUGUCAGCUUUGUCCAAAGCCCCGUCGCCCCCGCGCUUCGCCUACGUGACGGGCGGUUACUUCCCCGAUGAGGACAGAACGGACAAUGAGGUCUUGGACCUAUUGCAAGGUGGCGAUGGUUACUCGCAGACAAAGUUCCUCUCCGAAGCGCUCGUCCGCUCUCAUGGGCAGCGACUACGUCAACAUUCGGCAACAUUCCCUAUGCCCGUCGUCAUUCAACCAGGCCUCGUUAUUGGCGACGCAGACCAUGGAGUUUCCAACCUUGAUGAUUUCCUGUGGCGAGUUGUAGCUUCUUCUCUCCGCAUUGGCGCGUACAAUGUCGACGAGUUCAAUGACCCCAACGCCUGGCUGCUGGUCGCUGGCAGUGAUCAGAUCGCUACGUCUGCCGUGGAUGCUUGUAUGACAACAGUCUCUACCUCGACAACAACAAUCCCGCCAUCUAUUCGUUUCGUUGAUGGCGUCCCUGUCAAAGAACUCUGGAACCUACUUAUGGAUGAAUUCGACUUCUCUCUUCGCCCCAUGUCUGGCCCAGAAUGGCUUCAAGCUCUUGAGAAUGAUAUGGAUAGCGAAGGUCCUAGUCAUCCGCUCUUCCCUGUCUUCGAGUUUCUCCAACUGAAACAAGGAGCUGUCGGCACGCUCAAGCCCACGAACGGGGUCUCUAUUUGUCCCCAGGUUGAGACCCUAUAUCGUCUCAGGCAAAGUGUUGACUACCUCAACAACAUUGGAUUCUUUGCUUCAUCAGACUCAGUUUCUCCCUUUGCCUCUAAGGCUGCUUUCAGACAGAAUAAGAUCGUUACUUCCAUCCUUCUUCCUUCGCACAUUGACCGUGUUCGCAUUGAUCCCUCGGUUCAGAUUGUCAAGCCUAACAUCUCCAAGGCCAAGAUUGAAACGUGGGCUAUAUCGCAGACUGCUAGUUACCUGAGCGGUGAUCUGAACAUCUACGACUCUAUGCCAGGUGCGACGUUUCUGGAAGUUGAGGGUCUCGCUGUCAGCAUGCCCGGAGCUGCAGAAGGUUCCAGUGACCGGUCCAUGUUUUCCAGGACCAUCUGGGGUAAUGAUGUAUCGCUCGGACUUCUUGACCCCGAGCGAAAUUACGCAGAGGAUAUUGACAUCAAGCUGCUCCACGCCGUCGGAGGUCAUUUCGCUGAAGUUGUACGCGGCAACGAGCAACUCCUCGAGGUGAUGACCAAGGAUGACAUGCUAAACCGUUUCUACAUGGAGGGCUACGCUAGUAUCCCAACCAACAAGUUUUUCGGCGAUAUCAUGAAGCAACUCACCUUCAAGUACCCGCGCGCCAAGGUGCUUGAGAUUGGCGCUGGUACUGGUGGCACAUCUUGGAGUAUCCUCAACGCAAUUGAGGAUGCCUACGACUCCUACACCUACACGGAUAUCUCGCCCGGUUUCUUUCCUAACGUGGCUAUGGUGUCUGUGGUCGGACCUUCUAUCCUCUUUUACAAUGCCGAUGAAACAUUUGCCCAUGUCGUCACGUCGGAGUUGGAAGCGAUACAACUCCAGCGUCAAUUUGCUACAUCAAUGACCGGUGCACCUGCAGAAUGGAUCAAACGCGCUAUAUCUUUUGGUACAGUGGCUUACGGUUUGACGUUUAUCACCAGCCGCAAUCCCCAACACCCUUGCAGCCAAGGUACUAAGCACACACACCACCUAGACAGUAUCUUCCAUGACACUGAACUGGACUUCUUCACUUGUCUGGGUUCCGUGGCUUUAGUCAUUGGUAAUGUCGGACAGUCAAACUACCACGCAGCCAAUUUCUUCAUGGACAGUCUCAUCAACCAACGUUGUACCCACGGUCUCGCAGCUUCCAUCAUCCACAUCGCCUAUGUCACAGACGUCGGCUAUGUCACACGCGAGGAGCGCGACCACCACCUUGACUCUCACUUCCGCAAGGUUCGUCUCAUGCCCACUUCAGAAACGGACAUGCACCAUGCUUUUACGGAGGCUAUCCGUGGUGGUAAGCCAGACAGUAUCACUGGGAGCCACGACAUCAUCAUGGGUAUUGAGCCAUUGACUGAGCCUGUUUCACUGGAUCAGCAGCCACUUUGGAUGAAGGAUCCUCGUUUCGGACAUUUUGCGCCUCUUACCUCUGUUCAUUUCCACAUCGAUGCGGACGACGAGAUGAAGCGCCUUUCCAAUCGGUCUUGGGAUCUCGAACGAGGAGAUACAUUCGAGCUUGUCUUGAUGAGUCGCGACUGUGACAACCAUGAGCUAUUCAUUGCUUAUCAUCACAUUCUCAUGGAUCUUGUUGGUCCGGGUAUCAUCAUGCGCGACCUGAAUACUUCCUACCAGAUGAAGCUCCUUGAUCGCAGCGUCGAUAGUGUCGCUGUACAUGACGAGACUCGAGUCGCUCAUGCUAUUGAAGUGGGAUGUGGACCUGUGGUUAAGUUUGGACAAGAGACCGUUCUUCAAAGAAGCUCUCUCGGCUUCGAUUUGUCUCUCAUCCACAUCUUUUGCGCCCUCGCCAACGGCGGUCGUCUCAUCAUCGCACCCUCAGAUCUUCGACGAGACCCUACCGCACUAUCCGACCUUCUGAGCAGAGAGCAAGUCACACUGACUAUUGCGACUUCAUCCGAGUACCUCGCUUAG